Molecule: messenger RNA, 1745 nt
Organism: Lactuca virosa
Lineage: Eukaryota; Viridiplantae; Streptophyta; Magnoliopsida; Asterales; Asteraceae
Source: the annotation of a GenBank genome assembly
CUUCACAACUAGGGUUUCUAUUGUUGUAAACCCCAAACUUUCUAAGCGCACCAUUUCGCUUUUAAACCCUACAUCCUUUUUGCUACUAUUCCGGCCAUCGGAAACGCUGAUCCUUACAAUGGUUGGGUGCAGAAGCUUGUUAAAGCAAAUUAGAAAAAGGAAGAGAAGAAAACCCCACAAACGUAUUCCCAAAAACCUCAAACAAAACCCUCAUUUAACUGAAGAACGACAACAAGAUUUCGCUACAGAAGACGGUUUCAGCUUAAAGGGUUCUUCCCCAUCACAGAAUUACGGAGUUCAACCAUUGGGAAACUUUUACCUCAGCUCAUCUCCUCACAACUCAAGAAACACAGGCUUAGGUAACAUCCAAACCCUAACCGAUGAGCUUGUCCUCGAUAUUCUAGGGUUUUUAAGAGGUACCGAUUUGGGGAUUUUAUCAACUGUGAGCAAAUCAUUUUACGUGUUCUGUAAUCACGAACCCCUUUGGAGAAAUCUCGUAUUGGACAAUUGUGAAAUCAAUAAUGGGUUUCUGUUUAAAGGGUCUUGGAAAUCAACUUUUGUUGCAGCUCAUAGCUCAUCUUUCGAUGUUUCAAAGAUUGGAUCUUUAGGGUUUAAAGUUAAAGACUUUUACUCUGAUUACUUAUUUCAAAGCUGGUUAUGUGCCAAUCUAGAAAUGAAAGACGAAUGGCUAAACAGAGACAAUAUCAUUAGAAGAAAAGGGAUUUCCCUUGAUGAAUUCGUGUCAAAUUUUGAAGAACCAAAUAAACCGGUCUUGUUAGAAGGGUGUUUGGACAAUUGGCCUGCAAUCAAGAAAUGGGACAAAGAUUAUUUAGUGAAAAUUUGUGGGGACACUCGGUUUUCAGUUGGCCCUGUUCAGAUGAAGUUGGAAGAUUACUUUACAUAUUCAAAUCAAGCACAAGAAGAAAGACCAUUAUAUCUUUUCGACCCAAAAUUCGCAAACAAAGUUCCUGAAUUAGGUCAAGAUUAUGAAAUCCCAAUCUAUUUCAGCGAGGAUUUGUUUGGUGUUUUGGGUGAUGAAAGACCGGAUUACAGAUGGAUCAUCAUCGGUCCAGCAGGGUCAGGUUCGUCUUUUCACAUUGAUCCUAAUUCGACUUCAGCUUGGAAUGCGGUGGUCAAAGGGUCAAAGAAAUGGGUUUUGUUUCCCCCUGAUGUGGUCCCACCCGGGGUCCACCCGAGCUCAGAUGGUGCUGAGGUGGCGUGUCCCGUGUCAAUAACCGAGUGGUUCAUGAACUUUUAUGAGUCUACUAAAACAUGGAAAAAGAAGCCUGUGGAAUGUGUUUGUAAAGCUGGUGAAGUGAUCUUUGUGCCUAAUGGAUGGUGGCAUUUGGUUAUAAAUCUUGAAGAUUCAAUUGCUAUUACACAGAAUUUUGUUAGCAGGAGGAAUUUGUUGAAUGUGUUGGAUUUUUUGAAGAAGCCAAAUGCGAGCACACUAGUGUCUGGAACUAGAGAUCGGGUGAAUUUAUAUGAUAAGUUUAAGAAAGCGAUUGAAUUGGGGUUUCCUGGAAUGAUUGAUGAAGUUGUGGUGAAAGAUCAGGAGAGAAAAGCUGAGCUGGCAAAACCAUCAUUUUGGGAUUCAGUAAAGGACUCGCACUCGGGUGCUUUUAAGUUCUCGUUUUAGUUGAAUGAUUAACUGAUUAUGGUUUUCAUUUCGCAUACUUUGUUGUUAAUUGAUUGGUCCAAAAUUUUGACUUAAAGAACCCUCCAGGAGAUGAUUUAUAGGGGUU